AAAAAUGCCAGAAUAUCAAUUUUGACAAUGGUUAUUUCACCUCGGGAAAGAAAACAUUUCAUUUACAGGAGAUGGUCAGCUAUAGUUGUCAUACUGGCUUUGUAACUCCAGAAGGACAAGAAACAGGAGUGAUACAGUGUCAAGAGAAUGGCUGGACUCCACCUCCAAAGUGCAUCACAAUAGAAUGUGAAAUGCUGACAUUGGCCAAUGGAGAUUUUUCUCCCAAGGAGGGUAAAUACCGCAAUGGAGAUGUUGUGAAAUUUACCUGUGCAAACAAUUACGUGAGAGUGGGACCUCCCUCUACUCAGUGCUAUUACUUUGGAUGGUUUCCAUCACCACCAGUGUGUAAAGUGAGUGUCAGAGGCUGUGGACCUCCACCUGAGAUUACCGAUGGAAAUAUUGCUGGUGGCAUUAUGGAACAAUAUCGGCAUGGGGACAGAAAGCAAUAUGAAUGCAACAUCAAAUUUAAAUUGGUUGGAUCAAAGGAAAUUGAAUGUGUUGAUGGACAAUGGUCAUCUCCUCCCUCUUGCAUUGAUCCAUCCCCUCGGUGUGUACUUCCAAGAGACGUUGAGCUUCUGCCCAGUGGUCGUGUUUCCAAGCAAAGAAAGGAGACUGGUUUCCGUAGAGUUAUACGUUAUAGAUGUACAUCAGCUGACAAAACUAUUAAACAGGCAACUUGUGUGUCUGGAAAAUGGUUACCAGAGAUUCAAU
Tauraco erythrolophus (red-crested turaco) is the source of this 711-nucleotide messenger RNA. The record is from RefSeq and is a predicted model, not a curated record. Lineage: Eukaryota; Metazoa; Chordata; Aves; Musophagiformes; Musophagidae.